UGGGCCCUUCUCCCCUCCCCUCCCACCGCCGCAGUGCCUGGCACACACCCCGCUUUCUCCCCGCCGGAGAGAGAGAGAAAAAAAAAUUAAAAAAAAAAAAAGAGAGAAAGAAAAGGCAGGAGAGGAAAAAAAAAAAAACCAGGGGAAAAAAAAAUCCUGCUGACAUCAUCUGGGAUGACGGGGCUGAUCCUGCCGCCGGCCCCCCCGCCGGAGCCCCACUAAUGCUCCGCUUCUCCCGGCGCAGCCGCCUUCGUCCGGCCCGAGCCAAGGGUGCCGGCGGCUGAGCGGGGUGGCAGGCGGCCGCCCAGGCCGGCCGGCCGGGCUCUGGCAUCGCCAUGCCCGGAGAAUCGGUGAAAACCGAAGGGCUGGGGGGAUUGGAGAAGGAAAACGGAAUGUUGGAGGGAUCGGAGGCAGCCGCCCCGCCGGCCACGGGCCCCCCAGAGAUGCCCACCAAGGAGGAGGCUCGCCCACAGCCCGAGGGGGCCAGCUGCGACCCUGGCCCCCCCGCCGCCACCCCCCCCAGUGAGCCGUGCCGGCCCCCCCUGCCCGCGGACCCCCUGGACACCCGCAUUGUCAUGGGGGAGGAGACACGUUCCCCUGAUGCUCCUGAGCUCCAGGGGGGUCCCCCCUCACCUGCUGUGCCUUGCCCCUUCCCUGCGCCCACCAAAGACCCCCCCCACUGCCAAGCAGCUGAGCCCCUCCCGGGCAGACCCACCACCACCACCCUGGACCCCGACCUCUUCUUCACAGCCCCCUCCACCCCCAUCCGGGUCGGGGGGUCCCGGCUGCUGUCGCCCCCCACCGAAGAGCAGACGGAUGGGGAGAGCGAGGGGCUCUGCUCCCCCCCGACCUCCCCCUCUGGCUCCUACAUGACAGCUGAGGGGGGCAGCUGGGGCUCCUCCGGCACCGCCAGCACCUCCCCGUCCUGCUCCCCCAACCUGGUGGCCGAGGCUGAGGCCGAAGGCAUGGUGGAGGCCGAAGCCAUGGCAGUGCUGUCCGCCUGCCUGGAGGAUCCCCCUGCCUUCACCCCACCAUCUGCAGAGGAGGAUGAGGAGGAGGAAGACGGGCCUUUCGCCCCGCCGGGCGAUGAUGAUGAUGAUGACGGGCAGAUGUCGGGCGAUGAUGAUGAUGACAGGCAGAUGCCGGAGGUGGAGUGGGACGUGUCGGGGGGCGAGGGGCUGCCCGGCGCGGGCCUGAUCCCGGCGGCGCUGCUGCCCUUCCGUGGCAGCCUGCUCUUCCAGGCCGAGGCGGUGGAGAUCGCCCCGCUGCCCCCCGGCGUGGCCCCCCUGCCCCUCUCCGGUGAGGAGGAGGAUGAGGAGGAAGAAGAAGAGGAGGAAGAGGAGGGUGGCAGCACUUCGGCCUCCUUCCUACGCUCACUGUCCGAGACCUCCAUCACCGAGGGGGUAGACGAGUCCUUCGCCUUCCGCGACGACACCUCCGCCUCCUCCGACUCGGCCGCCUACGAUGGCGAGGAGGACGAGCGGCUCUACGGCACCGAGCGCCACGCCAUGGGGGCUGAGGGGGGACCCCCGGGCACCGCCACCGCUCCCCCCGGCACCGACACCUCUGGGGAUGGUGGCAUCGAGCUCCACCUUCACGCCGGGAUGGCCCCGGCCAGCUCUGGCUCACCGGAGGGAUCCCCUCGGCACCACCGCGGCGAGGAGCCGGUGAGCGUGGUGCCCGGCGGGCAGGAUGCCGACGCUGAGGACCUUGGUGCCGAGCAGAUGGAGGCGGGGACGCAGGAGCAGGACAGCAGCGAGACCCCCCCAGCACCCACCGGAGAAGUCGCCAUGGAGCCGGACGGUGAGACCUUCACCUCCUCCUCUUCCUCCUCAGAGCUGGAGGACACAUCAGCCCUGGAGCCCGAUGUCCCUUGGGAGCUGGACCCUGUCCCGGUGGGGUGUGCCCUGCUGGAGACCCCCCAGCUCCCGGAGGAGGCUGCAGCAAUGUCAAGUGCUGAGAAGGAGCCGGUGGCAAAGGAUGCUUCCAGCACGGCAAUGCUGGGAGAGGGGCCCGACACGGAGCCGGCGGCGAGUGGCCUCUGUUCUGGGGAGCCCAAAGACCCCCAAACCGAUGGGCUGGGGGGGGACAGUGACAUAGUGCCAGCCAAUGGCGAGUCCCAGGGCAGCCCUGGCAGUGAUGGUGGUGACAGCGACCAUGAGCUUGGCACUGUGAGAGCAGGGAGCACAGAGCCAGCAGCCACUGAUGGCUACGAUGAGCUGGACAUGGUGGCCACCGACCCUGACCUGGUGCCAUCGGUGGUGCCCAGCCUGCCAGAUGAGCCAGACGCUGCGGCCACCGACCUGGUGACACCGGUGACGCCCAGCCCGCUGGAUGAGCCUGACACUGCGACCACCGACCUGGUGACACCGGUGACACCCAGCCCGCUGGAUGAGCCUGACACUGCGACCACCGACCUGGUGACACCGGUGACACCCAGCCCGCUGGAUGAGCCUGACACUGCGACCACCGACCUGGUGCCACUGGUGACACCCAGCCCGCUGGAUGAGCCUGACACUGCGACCACCGACCUGGUGACACCGGUGACACCCAGCCCACUGGAUGAGACUGACACUGCGACCACCGACCUGGUGACACCGGUGACACCCAGCCCGCUGGAAGAGCCAGAUGCUGUGACCACUGACUUGUUGACACUGGUGACACCCAUCACAUUGGAAGAGCCAGACACAGUGGCCACCAACCUCGUGCCACCGGUGACACCCAUCACAUUGGAAGAGCCAGACGCUGCAGCCACCGAACUCGUGCCACCGGUGGUGCCCAGCCCGCUGGAUGAGCCAGGCGCCAGAGCCACUGACCCCAGCCUGGUGCCACCGGUGACACCCAGCCCGCUGGAAGAGCCAGAUGCUGCGACCACCGACCUGGUGACACCGGUGACACCCAGCCCGCUGGAUGAGACUGACACUGCGGCCACUGACCUGGUGACACCGGUGACACCCAGCCCGCUGGAAGAGCCUGAUGCUGUGACCACCGACCUGGUGACACCGGUGACACCCAGCCCGCUGGAUGAGACUGACACUGCGGCCACUGACCUGGUGACACCGGUGACACCCAGCCCGCUGGAAGAGCCUGAUGCUGUGACCACCGACCUGGUGACACCGGUGACACCCAGCCCGCUGGAAGAGCCUGAUGCUGUGACCACCGACCUGGUGACACCGGUGACACCCAGCCCGCUGGAAGAGCCAGAUGCUGUGACCACCGACCUGGUGACACCGGUGACACCCAGCCCGCUGGAAGAGCCUGAUGCUGUGACCACCGACCUGGUGACACCGGUGACACCCAGCCCGCUGGAAGAGCCUGACACUGCGACCACCGACCUGGUGACACCGGUGACACCCAGCCCGCUGGAAGAGCCAGAUGCUGUGACCACCGACCUGGUGACACCGGUGACACCCAGCCCACUGGAAGAGCCUGACGCUGCGACCACCGACCUGGUGACACCGGUGACACCCAGCCCGCUGGAAGAGCCUGACGCUGCGACCACCGACCUGGUGACACCGGUGACACCCAGCCCGCUGGAAGAGCCUGAUGCUGUGACCACUGACUUGUUGACACCGGUGACACCCAGCCCGCUGGAAGAGCCAGACACGGUGGCCACUGACCUCAACCUGGUGCCAUCGGUGCCACCCAGCCCGUCGGAGGAGCCGGACACCGUGACCACGGACCUGGUGCCAUCGGUGCCACCCAGCCCACUGGACAGCGUCACAGCACCGUCCCUUCCACCACAGGACGUGUCCCCCUGUGAUGCUGGCAAGGAGCCGGUGGAUGGGGUGGCCUUGGUCAGCGAGUCCUCGGAGCCACCCGUGACCACGUGUCCCACGGGGCGGGGGCCGAUGGCCCAUCCCUCUUGGGACGUCGGCGAAGCCCCCGAGGAGGGGGAUGCUGCCACCACCUCCUCUGAGGAGUCGUCCCCGGAGCUGCUGGAGACCUCCCGCUCCCGCACUGACUCCAGCUUCUUCACCGCCCCCAAGGACAGCGCGGGGGAGGUGGCUGCCCCCCCCAGACCCCUAUCUUCCAACGAGGAGGAGGAUGAUGCCCAUCGCUGCCUGGCCCUCUGCCUGCCUGCCUCGCCCCCCGCCAUCCCCCCGUUGAUAUUCACCGCCUCGGAACAGGAGGUGUACGUGGGGGUCCCCCCAGCCCCCCUCGAACUGCUCCAACCACCCGGUGCCUUUUCGGAGCGCGGGGCGGCCUGGCAGCGCCGGGAGGACCGGCAGCAGGUCGCCGCCAUGUUACAGGGCUCCUUCGGGGACCUGCCGGCCCCCCGCCUCCUCCCCAGGCCCCUGGAGACCACUGAGGUGCCAGUAGAGCCCCCAGAGGGCCCCCCAAGUGAUGGGGAGAUUGAGGAGCCCCCGGCCCCCUGCGAGCCCCUGACCGUUCAGCCGGGCGAUGAGCUCCUGGGCCAGACUGCUGGAGAAACCGAUGCCAAAGUCCCGGGGGAGGGCAGCCCCCCGAGCCCCCCCAGCGAGCCCCCGGUACCCUCUGGGCAGCCGGAGGAAGAGGAGGUGGUGGCAGGGGCUGCAUCCAGCCCUCAGCCUGCUCCGGGUGCUGGUGAAGGGGGGGAUGCUCAGCUGGAGCCCCCACAGGAGCCGGCUGGGGAAGCAGCACCCCAAGCCCCGCCCGAGCCCCCCAGCCCGCUGCCGGCCCCCUGCCCUCUGCUCCCCAAACUCAGCCAAGUGCCUCCUCUCGCCGCCGCGCCGUCGCCACCAUCGCCAUGCCCGGAUCUGGCCCGCGGUUCCCCGGACACCUCAGGGCUCCCCGCCGGCGAGGAGUGUCCGUCUGUCCUGCCGCCCUCCAGGAAGCACCUCGAGGCCCCCCAGCCCUCCCCACACAAGGAGAAGGAGGCCCGAGGCAGGCAGGCAGGGACGGGCAGCCGGGGGCCCCCGCGGGGGUCCCUGCAGUCGGAGUCGAGCUCCUCCAGCGAGGCGGAGGCGCCGUACCCCUGCCCCGAGAUCCAGCGCCUGCGGGAAGCCGCCGGCAUCGCCCUGCGCCAGGAGAAGCAGCCCCCGGCCGCUCGCCGCUGUGAGGCCAACCAUAAAGGGUCGUGUAACGAGUCGGAGAGUAACGAUGAGUCCAUCCCCGAGCUGGAGGAGCCCGAGGGCUCAGAGCCGUCGGCGGCCCAGAACCAGGCGCAGCUCACCCACUCGCUGGGCACCGGGGAGGAGACUGUCAGCAAGGCGAAGCAGAGCCGGAGUGAGAAGAAGGCCAGGAAGGCCAUGUCCAAGCUGGGGCUGCGGCAGAUCCACGGCGUCACCCGCAUCACCAUCCGCAAGUCCAAGAACAUCCUCUUCGUCAUCACCAAACCUGAUGUCUUCAAGAGCCCCGCGUCCGACAUCUACAUCGUCUUCGGGGAAGCCAAGAUCGAGGACCUGUCGCAGCAAGUGCACAAAGCGGCGGCAGAGAAGUUCAAGGUGCCGAUGGAGCACUCGCCUCUGAUCACGGAGACGGCUCCCACCCUCACCAUCAAGGAGGAGAGCGAGGAGGAGGAAGAGGUGGACGAGACAGGGCUGGAGGUGAGGGACAUCGAGCUGGUGAUGGCCCAGGCCAACGUCUCGCGCCCCAAAGCCGUGCGGGCGCUUCGGCACAACAACAACGACAUCGUCAACGCCAUCAUGGAGCUGACCAUGUAGCAGCCGGCGGCGUCCCGGCCCCCCCUGUAUAGGUGCACAGUUACUUCCCCCGCCGCCAUCCUUCCUCUAGACCCCCCCCAUACUCCUCCUCCUCUUCCUCAGCGUCUGUAAUGCUCAAUAAAUGGCCUCAUGUAUCACUUGGAUCGCA
Messenger RNA from Phalacrocorax carbo (great cormorant), 5793 nucleotides. NCBI's taxonomy places the organism in Eukaryota, Metazoa, Chordata, Aves, Suliformes, Phalacrocoracidae. The record is from RefSeq and is a predicted model, not a curated record.